This is a messenger RNA of Echinops telfairi (small Madagascar hedgehog), 3512 nucleotides long. RefSeq names its product RecQ like helicase 5 (gene RECQL5). The transcript is spliced from 19 exons. Gene Ontology annotation, biological process: double-strand break repair via homologous recombination. The record is from RefSeq and is a predicted model, not a curated record. Gene Ontology annotation, molecular function: four-way junction helicase activity; nucleic acid binding; ATP binding. Lineage: Eukaryota; Metazoa; Chordata; Mammalia; Afrosoricida; Tenrecidae. Gene Ontology annotation, cellular component: cytoplasm; chromosome. The coding region runs from base 177 to 3086 and encodes 969 amino acids.
UCGAAUUUGCUGCUCUCUGAGUUUUCGGGCCCGGGGCUGACACAUGGGGUUCUGCGACUAGUUCCUGAGCCAGCGGGCAGCCGCGGCCCGGCACGAGCCCUCCCUGCCCUGAUACCUUGGGGUGAGGGCAAGGAAGCCUCGGUUGGAGAAGGGAAAAGCCGGUGCCUCUUGCUAAGAUGAGCACCCACCGUUCCUCCUUGCCUGUUGGCCCCGAACGCCGAGUGCGGAGCACCUUGAAGAAAGUCUUUGGGUUUGACUCCUUUAAGACACCUUUGCAGGAGAGUGCAACCAUGGCUGUAGUGAAAGGUGACAAGGAUGUCUUUGUGUGCAUGCCCACAGGGGCAGGAAAAUCCCUCUGCUAUCAGCUCCCUGCCCUGUUGGCCAAAGGCAUCACCAUCGUCAUUUCCCCCCUCAUUGCUCUGAUUCAGGACCAAAUGGACCACUUGCUGGCCCUGAAGGUCCCCGUGCGCUCCCUGAACUCGAAGCUUUCGGCACAGGAGAAGAAGGAGCUGCUCUCUGACCUGCAGCAAGAAAAGCCCCAGACCAAACUCCUGUACAUCACCCCGGAGAUGGCCGCAGCAGCCUCCUUCCAGCCCACCCUCGACUCCCUGCUGUCCCGCCAGCUGCUCUCCUGCCUGGUGGUGGAUGAAGCGCACUGCGUUUCCCAGUGGGGCCACGACUUCCGUCCUGACUACCUGCGGCUGGGCACACUGCGCUCCCGCCUGUCACGUGCCCCCUGUGUGGCACUGACCGCCACCGCCACCCCCCAGGUCCAGGAGGACGUGUUUGCUGCCCUGCACCUGAAGCCCCCAGUGGCCACCUUUAAGACUCCCUGCUUCCGGUCCAACCUCUUCUAUGAUGUGCAGUUCAAGGAACUGCUCUCCGAUCCCUACGAGAACCUGAAGGACUUCUGUCUGAAGGCCCUGGGGCAGAAGGCCGACAAAGGGGUUUCUGGCUGUGGCAUUGUGUACUGCAGAACCAGGCAGGCUUGCGACCAGCUAGCCAUCGAGCUCAGCUAUCGUGGCGUGAGCGCCAAGGCUUACCAUGCAGGGCUGAAGACCCCGGAGAGAACGCUGGUGCAGAACGAGUGGAUGGAGGAGAAAGUCCCUGUAAUUGUUGCCACCAUUAGUUUCGGGAUGGGCGUGGACAAGGCCAAUGUCAGGUUUGUCGCCCACUGGAACAUCGCCAAGUCGAUGGCGGGGUACUACCAGGAGUCUGGCCGGGCCGGCAGGGAUGGGAAGCCUGCCUGGUGCCGUCUCUAUUACUCCAGGAGCGACCGGGACCAGGUCAGCUUCCUGAUCAGGAAGGAAGUAGCCACACUCCAGGAAAAGAGGGGGAACAAGGCGUCCGACAGAGCUGCCAUCGCAGCCUUUGAUGCCCUGGUGGCCUUCUGUGAAGAACUGGGGUGCCGCCACGCAGCCAUUGCCAAGUACUUCGGGGAUGCGCCCCCCGCCUGCCCCCGGGGCUGUGACCACUGCCAGAACCCCACAGCCGUGCAGAGGCAGCUGGACUCCCUGGGGCGCAGCGCCAGCUGGAGCAGGACCUGCAUCCGGCCCUCGACCUCGGGCAAUGGCUUUGACCCCGAGUUGUACGAGGGUGGUCGCAGGGGCCACGGGGGCUUUAGCAGGUAUGAUGAAGACAGCGGUGGCAGCGGGGACGAGGCCCAAGACCAGGCCCGCAAGCGGGAAUGGAGUGUCUUCUACCAGAAGCAGAUGGGGCUGCGAAAGGCCAAAGGCCCCGAGGUGGAAGAGUUCAUGCCCCCAGAUGAUGACUGUCCCCUGAAAGAGGCUGCCAGCAGGAAGAUCCCCAGGCUCACUGUCAAGGUAAGGGGUGGGAGACCCGUCUUCACUGCCCUGGCCAGCACUGCAGCCUGUGUGACCCGCCCCUCUCCCUCCCAGGCCCGGGAGCACUGCCUGCGGCUCCUGGAGGAGGCCCUGAGCGGGAACCACCCAGCCACAAGUGCCUCUGAGAGAGCUGCCAUCCAGGCCCGGGCCGUGGCGCUGGAGCAUCAGGCCUUCCGGAACGCCAAGGUGGCCAACCUGUACAAGGCCAGCGUGCUGAAGAAGGUGGCUGAGAUCCACAAAGCCACCAAGGAGGGGCAGCUCUACGACAGCAUGGGAGGCAGGGCUGAGAGCAGCGAAGCCCAGGCCGGUCCCCCGGCGCCCAGUGAGCAUGACAUCCUGCCAGCCUCCCAGGUGUACUCGCUCAAAGCCAAGCGGGUGGGAGCUGGCUUCCCCAAAGGGUCCUGCCUGUUCCAGACAGCCACGGAGUUGAUGGAGAGGACUCUGGCCGAGAGGUCAGGGCCCCCACUCCUGCCGGGGGACCCAGAAGAGUCCCCCCCACAGAUGCACAGCUGCCGGGAGGAGGGCAGGGCCGAAAUGCAAGGAGCAGACCCCAGAGGCGGUGAUGAGCAUGGGUGGUCCUCUCCCGAGAAGGCCAAACACUCCUCCAGGAGCAGCCCCGCAGCCAAGGCCCGGGCCAGGUGGAAGCAGCAGCUCCUGGCUGAAGCCGCCCGCAAGGACUCUCAGAGCAUCGCCCGCUUCUGCCGGAGACUGGAGAGCACACCAGGCACCCUACCCACCCCUCUGAGCACCGAGGAGCCCUCUGGGGAGCGGCCCAGCACCCACCCACAUGGAGACCAGACACCCCCACAGGAGACCCAGAAUGGCAAGCGGCCCCGACCCCAGCAGGACAGCGCAGAGAGCCUGGCUCAGAAGCGGCCGUGCCCCUCGGCCCAGCCCUGUGUCUCCACUGAGGCCGUGGGCAGCAGCUCAGCAGGGGACCCAGAUGACAUGCACCCCGCAGCCCGAGAGCCCUCGCAGCUGCUAGCCCCCAGCAUCUCCCUGAAGGAGGCUGCCAGCACUGUGGUCAAGUGCCUCACCCCUUUCUACAAGCAGGGCAAGUUUGCCUCCAAGGAGCUGUUCAAGGGCUUCGCCCGCCACCUCUCACACCUGUUAACUCAGGAGGCCUCUCCGCAAGGGAAUGUGGCAGAGGCGGCCUGCAGCCUCAUCCGGCAGUUCUUCCACGGCCGCCACCGGUGCGAGAGCACCACGGACUGGCAGGGUCUGACCGGCCCUCGGCGGUGACGUCGCCCAGGCUACGCACCUCUCAGACUGUGGGCAGCAGACCACCGACCGCCAGGGGCUCGCCUCAUCUCAGGGUCCUUCCUGCCAAGCCUGCCACCUCCCUCUGUUGCAGGGCCUGGGGCCCUCUCUCCAUGAGCGCCCCACUCCCACCCCCUGGCCCGUAUGGCUGGGCUGUCUGGUGCCCGGGGCCAGGGAGAGGACCUGUGCUUAGUGCUUAGGUUUUAGCCAAGAGGUGGCAGGGAGGCCCUGCCUGCCCAAGGCAUCAGGGCUGCUCUAGAGAAGUGCCUGCUGGCUUCGGCCCCCACCCCCUCCCUGGUCUCCGGGUGGGGAACGGGCUGGGCCUUCCCUGCCCCUCCUGCCAGAAAGGCUUGGUGGCUCGGUGACUCAGGAUGUUUACAUGGGAAUAAAUACCUGUUUGUGCUGACA